This is a messenger RNA of Vicugna pacos (alpaca), 1017 nucleotides long. The record is from RefSeq and is a predicted model, not a curated record. NCBI's taxonomy places the organism in Eukaryota, Metazoa, Chordata, Mammalia, Artiodactyla, Camelidae.
GAGAUUAGAGUGAGAUAAAGAAACAUGUGAAGCUAAAGAUGCAGGGGCUGACUCUUGUUUGAUGGUGUUUCAGCUUAAUGGGUUAAGGUCGGGGGCUUGUAUCUGAGUGUUGCCUGCUCAUCAGCCCAUGAUUAGACAUUAGAGUGGGUAUAAGCCAGGAUCUGUCUCCUCAGGGCUGCGUGAGAAACACACGAUAUAAUAGAUGUGCACAUUCCCUAUAAAUUUAAAUUCCUAAUGAUGUUGGAGAAGCUGUGCCCCAGGCAGCUCCUUUAAGAGGACGGUUCCUUUAAGAGGCGGGCACCAGCCUUGCUAACAAAGGAAGUCCCCGCCCACGGUUGCCAAGGUGCUGCGUGGCGUCGCAUUCUCAUUGGUGGGCGGCGGUGGUGAGGCAGCCAGCGGCAGCCAUUUCCAACAAGCUGGCGGGGGCGAAAGAUGGCGACACCCGUCGGGUGGUCGCAGGGGGGGUCAGGAUCGGUGUGUCUCGCCUUCGAUCAACUGCGGGACGUGAUUGAGUCUCAGGAGGAACUGAUCCACCAGCUGAGGAACGUGGAAGAGAAAGCUGCCCAUGCCAAGACCAAGGUCCUCCUGGCCAAGGAAGAGGAGAAGUUGCAGUUUGCCCUUGGAGAGGUAGAGGUGCUGUCUAAACAGCUGGAGAAAGAGAAGCUGGCCUUUGAAAAGGCGCUCUCCAGUGUCAAGAGCAGAGCCCUGCAGGAGUCCAGCAAGAAGGACCAGCUCAUCACCAAGUGCAAUGAAAUUGAGUCUCACAUUAUAAAGCAAGAAGAUAUACUUAAUGGCAAAGAGAAUGAGAUUAAAGAGUUGCAGCAUGUUAUCAGCCAGCAGAAAGAGAUCUUCAGGAAUCACAUGUCUGACUUCCGGAUCCAGAAGCAGCAGGAGAACUAUAUAGCCCAGGUGCUGGACCAGAAGCAUAAGAAAGCCUCAGGGACGCGUCAGGCCUGGAGCCACCAGCGUGCCAGGGAAAAAUAAAAUGGUCGUCGCCUUUCUGUUCUCUGGCUGUAA